Messenger RNA from Sceloporus undulatus (fence lizard), 1444 nucleotides. Its product is annotated as major histocompatibility complex class I-related gene protein-like. The record is from RefSeq and is a predicted model, not a curated record. Gene Ontology annotation, cellular component: external side of plasma membrane. Lineage: Eukaryota; Metazoa; Chordata; Lepidosauria; Squamata; Phrynosomatidae. Bases 47 to 1222 code for a protein of 391 amino acids. Gene Ontology annotation, biological process: immune response. The transcript has 10 exons.
UCAAAACCGAGAGGGAGGUUGGUGCCUCCCUCAGAGCCGAGUGCGGAUGGCGCUGGUGUGGCGCCUCAGGAGGAGGACUGUCCUUCUCCUGCCGCUCCUCGGAGUGGCCCUUUUCCCUCCGGAGGCUGGGAGCUCCUUCUCACACUCCCUGCGCUAUUUCUGUACAUCUGUGUCAGAGCCUGGUGAGGGAUUGCCUCAGUUUAUUGCUGUUGGAUAUUUGGACAACCAGGUUAUUUGUCGGUAUGACAGCAACUGCAGGAGGUCCUCGGCACAAGCACCCUGGAUGGAAAAGGCAGAUGCACAGUUCUGGAACACAGAGACCGAAAUAAUGCAGUUCAAAGAAGAAGAAGUCAGAGAACACCUGACAACCUUAAUGCAUCACUACAACCAGAGCGAAGGGUUUCACACCUUGCAGGUGAUGUAUGGCUGUGAGCUGAGAGGAGAUAGGAGCAAAGGAGGAUAUUACCAGUAUGCCUAUGAUGGGAGAGACUUCAUCAGUCUGGACAAGGAGACCCUCACCUGGGUGGCAGCUGAUGUGCAAUCCCAAAUUCUUAAGAGGAGGUGGGAUGCUAACCCUCUCAUUGCUGAUUUCACAAAGGCCUACCUGGAGGAGACCUGCAUUGAGUGGCUGAAGAAAAACUUGGACAAUGGGAAGGAGACACUGCUGAGGUCAGAGCCUCCUGUGGGGAAGGUCACACGCCGGGCAGUUGGAGGUGGCAAUGAAGUCCUCAUCUGCCAGGCCCAUGGCUUCUACCCCAAAGAGAUUGAAACCACCUGGAGAAAAGGGGAAGAGAUCCUGGAACAUGAGACCUUCCGCAGGAACAUCGCUCCCAACUAUGAUGGGACGUACCAUACUUGGCUCAGCAUUGAGAUUGAUCCCAAGGAGAGGGAUCUCUACCUGUGCCACAUGGAUCAUGUCAGCCUGCCAGAGCCUCUGGUCUUGGCCUUCAAAGAGCCUGGAGACAACAUAAUUUUCAUUGUGGGAGCUACCUCGGGGAUCUUGGCUACUCUCAUGCUGGUUUCUGGGCUUGUCUUCUUCAUACAAAAACGACAAACAAAAUUAAAGAAAUGGCCAGAGAUAUGCCAGUACCCAGGCGACAGUAAAAUACCAAGAGUCAGCAGCGUGGGUUCUGACUGUUCCACAAAGCCUCUCCACCCAGAAGAUGAUGGAUAUUCUAGCUCAGAAAGCAACCAGAACUCUACCAAGGAAUUAUUGGCCUAAAUAUAGACCAGAAAGAGAAAUCCAGGGGUUUGGAAUUCUGUAUGCUAGCAGCUUCAGACAACAAAUGCUGUAUAUGUCUACCAGCUCCACCCUACAUGUCCUGAUAUGAGCUAAAGCAGGGGUAGGCAACCUUUUUGAGCCGGGGGCCGGGUUGCUGUCCCUCAGACAACUGGGGGGGCUGAAGCCAAAAAAUAAAUAGUUAAAUAAUUUUUUAAAAAUUUA